AUGGCUGACCUGAUUCCAAACACAGCUGCAGUCUCACCCAACGGUGUUCGGAACUCUCCUUCCCCCAGCGUUCCUAAUGGCAAACCGGCAUCCCCCUAUGUCAAGGAAAGCAACCCCAUGGGGGCCAACGCUGCACAGACUGUCACCUCCAAAGAUCCAAAGGCCGCAGCUGCGGCCGCAAAUGAUAUGAGGAAUGUGGUUAGAAGAAAACUGACUGGCUAUGUCGGUUUUGCCAAUCUCCCCAAUCAGUGGCACCGCAAGAGUGUCAGAAAGGGUUUCAACUUCAACGUCAUGGUUGUCGGGGAAUCUGGACUGGGAAAAUCUACCUUGAUCAACACCCUCUUCAACACUUCUCUCUACCCGCCACGCGAGCGCAAAGGCCCCAGCCUGGACAUUAUCCCAAAGACUGUAUCCAUUCAGUCCAUCAGUGCCGAUAUCGAAGAGAAUGGCGUUCGACUGAGGUUGACAGUAGUUGACACACCCGGCUUUGGAGAUUUCGUCAACAACGACGAUUCUUGGAGGCCUAUUGUGGAAAAUAUUGAGCAGAGAUACGAUGCAUACCUCGAGGCCGAGAACAAGGUCAACCGGAUGAACAUUGUUGACAACAGAGUCCACGCCUGUGUCUACUUCAUUCAGCCUACGGGCCACUCUUUGAAGCCCCUGGACAUUGAAGUCAUGCGCCGCCUACACACCAAGGUCAACCUCAUUCCCGUCAUUGCAAAGGCUGACACCCUGACGGAUGAAGAGGUGGCACUGUUCAAGCAAAGAAUCCUGGCCGACAUCUCCCACCACUCGAUCCAGAUCUUCGAAGGUCCAAGAUAUGAACUUGACGAUGAAGAGACGAUUGCCGAGAACCAAGAGAUCAUGUCCAAGGUUCCUUUCGCCGUUGUGGGUGCCAAUUACGAAGUGACCAACCCUGAAGGUCGAAAAGUGCGCGGCCGUCGUUACCCAUGGGGUAUCAUCGAGGUGGAUAACGAGGAGCACUGCGACUUUGUCAAGCUUCGACAAAUGCUGAUCCGAACACACAUGGAAGAACUCAAGGAACACACCAACAACGUCUUGUACGAGAACUACCGAUCCGACAAACUCAUCCAGAUGGGUGUUUCUCAAGACCCGAGUGUCUUCAAGGAGGUCAACCCCGCCGUGAAGCAAGAGGAAGAGAGGACUUUGCACGAACAGAAGCUUGCCAAGAUGGAGGCAGAGAUGAAGAUGGUCUUCCAGCAAAAGGUACAAGAAAAGGAAAGCAAGCUGCAGCAGAGCGAGGAAGAGCUGUUCGCCCGCCAUCGCGAGAUGAAAGAACAGCUGGAGAGACAACGUGCUGAGCUCGAGGAGAAGAAAACUCGCAUCGAACAAGGUCGACCUAUCGAGAAGGAGGGCAAGAGGAAGGGCUUCUCACUCCGUUAG
Messenger RNA from Exophiala spinifera, 1404 nucleotides. RefSeq lists its product as uncharacterized. The transcript has 3 exons. The coding region runs from base 1 to 1404 and encodes 467 amino acids. Gene Ontology annotation, biological process: cytoskeleton-dependent cytokinesis. Gene Ontology annotation, cellular component: cell division site; cytosol; microtubule cytoskeleton. The record is from RefSeq and is a predicted model, not a curated record. Lineage: Eukaryota; Fungi; Ascomycota; Eurotiomycetes; Chaetothyriales; Herpotrichiellaceae. Gene Ontology annotation, molecular function: molecular adaptor activity; GTP binding; GTPase activity.